Molecule: messenger RNA, 5007 nt
Organism: Betta splendens (Siamese fighting fish)
Lineage: Eukaryota; Metazoa; Chordata; Actinopteri; Anabantiformes; Osphronemidae
Gene: kmt5b
Product: lysine methyltransferase 5B
Exons: 10
Coding region: 307-2898 (863 amino acids)
Cellular component (GO): nucleus
Molecular function (GO): protein binding; histone H4K20 methyltransferase activity
Source: RefSeq, a predicted model, not a curated record
CCAGAAAACGGAAACGACAGUGUGUUUGCUGGAUCUAUUUUCUUCAGGCUCGCUGUGCUGCGCCCUACUCUCCCUUUCGUUUGUGAUAGGCCGCCAUCUUGAAUUUUAAUGUUAAUUUGUAAAAAAAAUGUGUUUCCUGUGAUAUUUUCGUUAGGAGUCUCGUGCCAAAUUUGGAUUUGUUUGAGGGAGUGGUGAUUUAUUUCGUGACCGUUGAUAAAAUCAAGUAGUUUUAAACUCUAGACCCCCCCUCAGUAGCGUUCCUUUAUCUCGGAGACUAAAUGCACCUGGACCAGGGGGCUUGUGGGCAUGAAGUGGCUGGGCGAAUCCAAGAACAUGGUAUUAAAUGGCAGACGACACGGAAACAAGUUGACCAGCGAGCAACCUGUGGGUCAGAGCCAGACUCGCUCUCAGCAUUCACAGCGUGCAUCCCUGCGACACAGCAAAACCCACCCCAGAAACCGAAGAUGUAGCCGCAGGUUUAAUGCAGCCAGUCUGGAGGCAGAGAGGCGCUAUGUGCCCUCUUCAGGAAUGACUGCCAAGGAGUUAUGCGAGAAUGACGAUCUGACCACAAGCCUCAUCCUGGAUCCAUAUCUGGGCUUUCAAACUCACAAAAUGAACGUCAGAUUUCGACCAGUUAAGGGAAGACAGGAAGAGCUAAAAGAGAUCAUUGAACGCUUCAAGAAACAUGACAACUUGGAGAAGGCUUACAGGGCUUUGACAUCUGGAGAAUGGUCCCGGAAUCUUUUUCUCCACAGGACAAAAGCUCAAGAAAAGCUCUUCAAGCAACAUGUGUUUGUGUAUCUGAGGAUGUUUGCUACAGACAGUGGAUUUGAGAUUCUCCCCUGUAAUCGAUAUUCAUCAGAGCAAAAUGGGGCUAAAAUUGUGGCAACAAAAGAAUGGAAAAGAAACGACAAGAUCGAGUACUUGGUGGGAUGUAUAGCUGAACUUUCAGAAAGCGAGGAAAACUUGCUUCUUCGACAUGGAGAGAAUGACUUUAGCGUCAUGUAUUCAACUCGCAAGAACUGUGCACAGCUCUGGCUUGGACCAGCUGCCUUCAUCAAUCAUGAUUGUCGACCAAACUGCAAGUUUGUAUCGACAGGAAGGGACACAGCUUGUGUGAAAGUGCUGAGGGACAUUGAACCAGGAGAAGAAAUCUCAUGUUAUUAUGGAGAUGGUUUUUUUGGGGAGAACAAUGAAUUUUGUGAAUGCUAUACCUGCGAACGACGCGGUACUGGUGCUUUCAAAUCCAAAGCUGGUUUGCCUGUGGAAGUGCCAGUGAUCAACAGCAAGUAUGGUUUACGGGAGACAGACAAGCGUCUCAACAGGCUGAAGAAGCUGGGGGAAGGGAACCGGAGUUCAGACAGUCACUCUGUAGGCUCUCACACUGAUGUAGACUCUCAGGAAAUGCCAAAAACUCAUCAAUCUGCCACAAAAAGAACAUCCUCAUCAUCAUCCUCAUCAUCAGGCCUAAAGUAUAAAAACAGGACUCAAACCAGACAGACUUUAUCAAAAGCCCUUACUACCUCAUGUUCAAAACAAGGUCGUGUAAACAAUAACAGGGUACCAAAGAGACUAAAAUCCCAAUCCAAGCCUUCACUAAGUAAAGUCCAGUUGCGGAGUCGCAGGAGGGGUGUAGAGCCCAAGGCAUUGGCCAAGGGAGAGACUUGCCAGCUGGGCCUCAGGGACUCAAAGGUGUCACUGUGUAAAGGUGUCACAGUCAAAAAGGAGAAGGAUGGACAGGAAGUGGUGCAGCAGACGUUAGGCCAGCGAGGCUGCCUCACACGCCAUGCUGCCAAGGAAAAUGGCAGCUUAACCGUUGUACAAAGCAGCGAGGCCAGCCAGUGUUCAAUGUACAGAACUCGCAGGUCCACAAGGACACUUGGAAAAGUCCAGGAAACCGGAACUGGUGUUAAGCUGGAAGCCAGCGCCAUGGAUGGCUUACUCCCAGUGCCUGGUGGAGUGGUGAUUAAAACAGAGCCAGCAGACAUGGAGGAGUAUCUUCAUCAUGGAGUGGGACUGGAACAGCCAACGGUAAGAGGCACGUGCACCAGGCGGAAACGACUAACACGGCUCAGGACCGAGCGGACAAUUAAAUGUGAGGACUCGUAUGGUGAGCCGUUCAUGCCGGUGGCUGGUGGCCACACUGCUAACUUCUCAGACUGUGGAAACAUGCUCUUGAGCUUUGCCGACCGACACAGGGACUACCAUGGGGUGGCAAACGGCAGCAAACCUCUGCACAGGGACAAGGGUAAGACUGGCUGCCGGUCACAGGACAAGGGGAAGAAGAAGCGUCAGAUCACUCGAUAUGAUGCCCAGCUGAUCUUGGAAAACAACACGGGCAUCCCCAAAUUGACGCUCCGCCGGCGGAGGGACAGCUGCAGUAGCAAGACCAACGAUGCCCAUGAUCCUAUUGGCUCCUCCAACUUUUCAGCCUCUGCAGUUAACUCUGCUUCUUCCAGUAAAAUAAGCAUCAAGUUCAGCAAGGACCACGAUAAGGACAAAGGCAGCUCAUACAUAGCAAAACUAAACAAUGGCUUUGCCCCUGUGGUUCACAGUAACUCCACUAAACUGAAAAUUCAACUGAAAAGAGAGGAUGAUGCACGGAGACUAUCCCAGACUAAGGCGGAUCAAGUGUCCUUUAAUGGGGACACAGGUCAGAGUCUGGACACAAGGAAUGGUGGACAUCGAACUCAAAAGGUCCUGGCGGAGCCUUCAUCUGAGGAAGACAAUGAUGAGGAAGGGGAGGAUGACGAGGACUAUUUUGACAAUGAGUUUGAAGACGAUUUCAUUCCACUUCCUCCAGCAAAGCGUCUCAGACUCAUUGUGGGAAAAGACUCCAUUGACAUUGAUAUCUCCUCCAGGAGGAGAGAGGAUCAGUCUCUGAGGCUCAAUGCAUAAGCUGUGGAGCUGUUCACUCACAGUUUUCCCUGUAAAUAAAGAUGACUCGCUAAUCAACUGUUGUGUUGAUGUAAAAAAAAAAGUACAGUAAUUUAAAAACAGAUAAUUGCUGAAAAAUUUUAAAUCUGAAUGAACCUUGCUAGAGGGUGCUGUUAACCUAAAACAAAUCUCUGUUUUUCACUUAAGUGGUGUUCAUGGAAUCUAAUUUUAGUUUUAAGAUCAAUUCUAUUUAAGCUAAAGUUUACUUAUCCAUUAUUUUUGUCUGGCAUCUUAUCUGCAACCUAUGCUAAAUGUAAAGUGUGAGAAAUUUGCCAAAAUUAGUCAAAUUUAGUUGAAUGAUUUGGCCUGAUAAGUGAACAACAAAAAUUUGUUUUACGUUGAACUAUUCCUUUAAGUAAAUGCACUUGUUAUAUUCAUAAUGGACAUGGAUAUUGUAGAAAGUGUACAGUUUGGUGACUAUCCCCUCUGUCUCAUAGGCAGGUUUUUAUUGAACUUUACGUUUUGUCUCAUAGUUUGUAAUUGUUGUGUGGCAAACCAUGCUGAACACGCAGAAUGGUUUGAUUAGUUCAGAGGCAUUAUUUAAUAGGCCAAUCAUAUCAGUUGGCUCAGGUUGCCAUGCUGUCAUUAUCCCAGUAGUUUUUCUGGUUAAAAAUAUUUAUACAUACUAAGAAACUUAUUGCUGAAAUCUCAUUUAUGUUGACCACUGACAACAAAGGAAAGAUGGAAUAGUUAAUGCAUGUGAAGCUCAAGUGUCAUUUGUUUGACUUGUGGUCAUUGCACGUAAAAUACAGAACAAUCCAUUUGAGAUCAAAUCCAAGAAAUUAAAGCACAGUCAGAUCUUUUUUUUGUAUGCUUUGAGCUACUGAGCUAAUGACAACAUGGCACAUAGACACACUUUAACUAAUGAAAGCAUAAACGAGAUCAUCUACAUUAAGGCUACCUAUAUGCUCUCUAAAUAUCUAAAAGUAACAGGACUACGAUUGUCCUUCCACUCAAUUAGAAACAUUUCAAAUUCAGGCAAAUUCAUCUUUUUAUUCUUUUUAAUUUUCCAAAUAGGAUGUUUAAAGCAAAUUAUGUUUCAUGAUUGGGCUUAGGCAAACUGAAAAUGCAAUAUUUUUCACAAUUUCCUUGCAUGUCCUAAUGAAUAAUCGAUUGUAAAAUACUUACGCAGGCCUAAAGUUAACACAUGUCCAUCAACACAUUUUAAGAAGGUUUUGUAGUCUAAAAUUGUUUUCUAGCAUAAAAAUUAUGUUUUCUGUUCUUGGCGGUGCUAUUUUUCUGUUUCUUUACCAUCACUUUGAAUUUCUGUGCUGUGUACUUUUGCUGGUGGACGGUGGGAGCAUUAAAUUUAACAGACCCAAAUUAUAUAAACAAGUUACACGAGUAAUGCGCAUUUUAUCUAUGUCAUCGUUAGUGUAUUUAAGUUGUAUGUUUUAUUUUCUUCAGAGCACAUUUACAUUUUUUAUUUUGCUAAGUUGUUAAAAGUAACUAUCCAACAGCAUUAGGUGCCUUAAAGAGCUUUUUGACACAUUUAGACCAAAUUCGUAAAAAAGUAAUCAAAUGAAGAGUGAACCUGGUAAGCCAUCUGCUUCCCCUGGACAUACUGAAGCAAGUCCACUGUCAAUCGUUCGGUAUAUUUUACUUUUGUUGUGUGGAAGUAAAUGAACUGCCCAAUAGAUCAAGGGAUCAACUGAGACUGAAUGUUAACCCACUGUUCUCGUGUUAAUACGUACUGUUCAUAUCACCAGCAGAUAAUCACCGCUCUGAACAUGGCUCAGUUUGACCUUCCCUCUCGUCAGACAUCUCCACCUUUACACUGUAAACUGUUCAGGUGUACCAUCUGUGUGGUCUUUGUCCAAUAGACAGCUGUCAAGUUUUCUAAUUGAUCGAAAAAGCUUAAAAAAAAAGAAAAAGUUAGAAAAAGGCUAAACAAAUGUGAAUAGUUUGCGGACAUUUUAGUGUGUUACGUGGGUAGUGGGAAACAUGUAAAGAGAAUUAAAAAUGGGCAGUGCAUAUAUUGUCCAAUAUGUAAAUCAUGUGAACACAUCUUGUACUUAUUUAACAGUUUUGAAUACUUGAAAACUAUAUAAAGUUUCUUUGUGACUCUUG